AUGUUCGACGCAAUGACUGACACCAAGCGGCGAGUGAAGUUGUACGCCCUGAAUGCCGAUCGUCAGUGGGACGACCGUGGCACGGGGCAUGUGUCGUGCACAUACGUCGAACGGCUCAAAGGCGUUUCUCUUUUGGUUCGAGCCGAAGCCGAUGGUGCUCUUUUAUUAGAAUCAAAAAUUCAACACGAUACAGUCUAUCAAAAACAACAAGACACACUAAUUGUUUGGUCCGAAGCUGAUAAUUUUGACUUGGCAUUAAGUUUUCAAGAAAAAGCUGGUUGUGAAGAAAUAUGGGAAAAAAUUUGUAGUGUUCAAGGAAAGGACCCAACGAUAGAAACUACUCAAGAUAUUGUUGAAGAGUCUGAAGAUGAGCGGUUUGAUGAUCUGUCAGAUUCAGCUCCUCCUGUUGAAUUACCGCUAUGUGAAAUUGGCAGACUUAAAGAAAUUAAAGACCUUUUCAUCACUUGUAUGGCCACACCUUUAAAUAAAGAUAGGUUAGCUGAAGCUAUUGAAAAUGAUGGCUAUGUACGCAAGUUGGUGAAAUUAUUCAAUCUGUGUGAGGAUCUCAAUAAUUUGGAAGGUCUUCAUUGUUUAUAUGACAUUGUCAAAAACAUUUUCCUUAUCAAUAAAAAUGCUUUGUUUGAAAUGCUUUUUGCCGAUGAUAUUAUAUUUGAUGUCAUUGGCUGUUUAGAGUAUGAUCCAACUUUACCUAUCCGUAAAUACCAUAGACAUCAUUUAAAGAAUGUUUCAAAAUUUAAAGAAGUCAUUCUGAUAACUAAUCUCGAGUUAUUGAACAAAAUACAUCAGACACAUAGAGUGCAGUACAUUCAGGAUGUGGUUCUUCCAACACCAUCUGUAUUUGAGGAUAAUAUGUUAUCUGCAUUAAGUAGUUUUAUAUUUUUCAAUAAAGUGGAAAUCGUCACUUUAAUACAAGAAGACGAAAAGUUUUUACCAGAUCUGUUAGGUCAACUUCAAGAUGAAAGCACUCCAGACUCCAGGAAACUGGAAUUAGUGCAAUUCCUCAAGGAAUUCUGCAAUUUUUCACAAAAUUUACAACCCCCACAAAAAGAAGGAUUCUUCAGAACUCUGACAUCUCUGGGUAUUUUACCAAUGCUUGAAAUGACUUUAAUGUCUGAAGAUGUGAAUAUUAAGCAGGCUGCCAUUGACAUUCUUACCAUUCUUGUUGAAUUUUCACCUUCUGUUAUACGAGAAUACAUUCUUCAGCAGUCUUCAGAUACCGUGACUCAAGCAAAUGGAAGUGAAGUAGAAUUGAUGCUAAUGAAUGUGAUAAUUGAACAGAUGAUAUGUGAUACAGAUCCUGAUCUCGGACGUGCUGUCCAGUUAAUGGGUGUUAUACGGGUAUUAAUUGAUCCUGAAAACAUGUUGCCUUCACUAAGCAAAGUAGAAAAAACUGAUUUUCUCAACUAUUUUUACAAACACAGUGUCCAAAUUCUCAUAGCGCCGCUAUUGGCAAACACGGUGGAUGGUGAGCCAGCACGAGAUGAUUACCAAAAUGCACAGUUAUUGGCACACAUCCUUGAAUUGCUGACAUUUUGUGUAGAACAUCAUUCAUAUCAUAUAAAAACUUGCAUUCUGAACAAAGAUUUAUUGAAACGUGUAUUGGUACUAAUGAAGUCUGCCCAUAAAUUUUUAGUAUUAGGAGCCUUACGUUUCAUGAGGAAAAUUGUUGCACUCAAAGACGAGUUUUAUAACCGUUAUAUUAUGAAGGGAUGUUUAUUUGGUCCUGUUAUUGAUUGUCUACUAGAUAAUAAUGGCAGAUACAAUUUACUUGAUUCUGCCAUUAUUGAAUUAUUUGAAUUUAUAAAACUUGAAGAUAUAAAAAUUUUGAUAGCACAUGUUGUUGAAAAUUAUGGUAAAAAGUUUGAACACAUUGAUUAUGUACAAACCUUCAAAGCCCUAAGGAUACGCCAUAGUCAGCAAACUGAAAAAUUAAAAGAAAAACCUAUCACAAGUUGUAUUACUAGCGUUACUGUAUCCACUGGUCGAUUUAGAAGAGAUCCACGGCAAAUAGAAGAUGAAGAAGAAAUAUGGUUUAAUAACGAAGAUGAUGAAUUUGAUGAUGGUGAAGCAGUUGUUCCACAUACAGGAAUGACUGGUUCAACUGAAAUUACAGCCUCUGAACAAUUGGAAUCCAUAGGUAAAAGUAUCGACAAGAAAUGUGAAGGUAGCAGCACAAAAAUAUUUGGUACUACGGUAAAAACAACCCCAAUUAUGAACAAUAAUUUGGCAGCUACUCCGGCAUUGAGUUCAUCACCUGAAGAUUCAAAAAAUAGUUCUCUUUUGAAAAAAGCUUUAGUUGACUAUGAAGGUGAUUCAGAUGAAGAAGAAGAUGAAAAUGGAGAUUUAAAAUCGCCAACCAAGAGGCCCCGUUAUACAUAA
Messenger RNA from Macrosiphum euphorbiae (potato aphid), 2400 nucleotides. Lineage: Eukaryota; Metazoa; Arthropoda; Insecta; Hemiptera; Aphididae. The record is from the annotation of a GenBank genome assembly.